UUCAGAAAAUCGGGACCUAUAAUUUGUAGUUAAAAGAGAAUAAAAAUCAACGCGGGUAAGAUGUGACGGAAUUGAAAGCUGAUGGGACAAAUUAUAGCUGUAGUCAGUUGGAUACGAAAGAUAAUCGUACGAGGGAUCAACAAGGUGUUAUUUUCUGGAGUUUACAAAAUUACGACGAUGAGUUUGCUUAAGCAAACUUAAAAAUUCAAACUUGUUAGUCUAUGUUUGUCACUGUCAAUUAUACCGACAACAAUUAUACCCUUUACUUUUGACUUGGCCAGUGGUCUGCGGAAACUGAGUGGCCAUUGUGGUCACUUGAGUAACGACUUUUUUAUUUGGUUUUAAUGAAACGACCAACAGAUUGUUGGAAUAAUUUUCUGGAUGUUUGAACUUACAACAUCUAUAAUAUUCUGAUCUUGGAUUUCAAAGAAUUCUAUGGUACUCUACGAGGAGUCAACUAAAUAAGGAAGGCAUGGGAACAAGAUAAUCGUAGCAACAGGAAUUAUUACAUUCAAAAUGGCUACCAGCAUGUUAUUAUCAGUCAUUUUGCUAAUUUCAGUAUUAACAUGUUCAUCACAAAACAUUACAUUUAUUCUACAAGAGGAUAGACCAAAUUCUACACUCAUUGGAAAUAUUUUAACUGAAUCGAAAUUGCGAGAAAAAUAUCCAACAGAACAACUGACCGGCAUUACAUACGAUUUCUAUGACAUUAAAGAAGAACAUCGUCAUCUUUUUCGUCUCGACCCUCUAUCUAGUCAUCUCUACACAAAUACUAUCAUCGACAGAGAAGGGGUUGGAAUAUGUUUGUAUUUAGAAGAUUGCUAUUUUGAUUUUAAAAUUCUUGCACAUAAAAAGGAUAUAUUCCAUAUUAUAGAAGUUAGGGUGAAUGUUUCUGACUUGAAUGAUAACGACCCAAAGUUUGAACCAAAUGAACUGACUUUGAAUAUUUCAGAAUCAACAUCUCAGUUUAGCAAAUUUUCAAUACAUGGUGCUAGGGAUUUAGAUACUGGGAAAGGAAAUGGAAUAGCUUCUUAUAGUUUAACAAGUCAAAGCGGAAAAGACGAUUUAAAACUUUUAGAAGAAAAUAUUGACGGCAAUAAAGCAUUAUAUAUAUCAGUGCAUAAUGAAUUAGACAGAGAGAGAACACCAUCAUAUACUUUAUAUCUGAAGGCAUAUGAUAAUGGCAGCCCUCUAAGAACUGGAACCUUGACUAUCCAUGUUAAUAUUGUGGAUGAAAACGACAACAAGCCAUUAUUUUCGGAAUCUGAGGUGAAUGUAAAUUUAGAUGAAACUUCCCCCGCUGGAACUUUAGUGAAGCACCUCACAGCAGUAGAUAUUGACAGUGGCAAAAAUGGACAGGUAUUUUAUCGUUUAAAAAGCUUCCAAGCUAAAGAAAUUAAUGACUCUUUUACUGUUGAUGCCUUAGGGAAGCUUACAACAGCUAAAAAACUGGAAUAUGAACAGAAUAAAGUAUAUACAGUGAUAGUUGAAGCCGUAGAUAAGGGGAAUACUCCACUUAGUUCACAGGCAACGGUUAAUGUUCAUGUUCAAGACAGUGGCAACAAUGCACCAGAAGUCUCUGUUAACUUUUUAUCAAAUGAACGAGAUGGAGAUGCAGUGUUGAUUAGUGAGAAAUCCGAAAUAGAUGUACUUGUUGCAGUUAUAAAGGUGAAGGACAUGGACUCAGGAGAUAAUGGUGUUGUAACCUGCCAAACAUAUAGUACAUAUUUUGGACUUUCACGGAUAUCAGACACAGAUUUUAGACUUAUUGUGCAACAUAAACUUGACAGGGAGAAGAUUGCUUUUCAUAAUGUUACGGUCACUUGCAAGGACAAGGGUCUACCAGAAAUGGAUGGGUCAGUACAUUUUCAGAUUAUACUAAAGGAUGAAAAUGACAAUCCACCAAGGUUUUCUUUAUAUUAUUAUCAAGUUGACCUUCUGGAAAACACACCAGCUGGUGCAUCUUUACUUACAGUUAACGCCACAGAUAUUGAUUCUGGAGACAAUGGAAAAAUAACCUAUGCAAUUUCUCCAAGUUCUGAUCUAAGAUUUAAAAUUGAUUCACAGACCGGAGAAGUGACAACCAAUCAACUGUUUGAUAGAGAAGCAACGGCUCGUCUUACUUUUGAAGUUGUUGCUAAAGACAAUGGAGUCCCACCGCUGGAAUCAAAAGCUCCAGUUGUUGUGAAUAUUAAAGAUGAGAAUGACAAUAAACCACAAUUUGUCAAAAUGAUUUUUGAUUUCCAAGUCUCAGAAAACAUGCCAAAUGGAACAAAUGUAGAAGUUGUGUCGGCCAUCGACCCUGAUCAAGGCACCAAUGCUCAAAUUGUAUACUCUCUAGAUCCUAAUUCUGAUACAUCUUCAAUACCAUUUAAUGUAUUUUCAACAGGACAAGUCACAACUCUAAAAAUAUUUGACAGAGAGCACAGAAGUCAUUACGAUUUCCCUGUUAUUGCUGUAGAUAAAGGGACACCAUCUUUGACAAGCACAGUAACCGUAAGAGUCACCAUAACUGACAAAAAUGAUAACAAGCCAAUUUUCACGUUCCCAAAGAACGCGAACAAUACAAUUCAAAUUCCAAACACAUUGCCUGUCGAUUCCAUCAUUGCAACAAUACAGGCUUAUGAUUUGGACUAUGAGGAAAAUGGAAAAGUGAACUUUUUUAUUCUUUCCGGUGAUGAUGAAAAUUUGUUCUAUCUUAAUCCUUUGACUGGAAGUUUGCAUGUGAAAAAGGUGUCAAAUACAGUGAGAGAUAAGAAUUUCAUAUUAAAGAUUGAGGCCAAAGACCGAGGUCGACCUUCAUUAAAUGAAACAGCAGAACUCAAAAUCAGUAUACAAUACGUCAAUGCUACUUCAGAAGAAAGCAAGGAGUAUAUUCUGAUUGUGGUCUGUGUUGUUUGUGUGACAUUUGUUGUUGCCGUUGCACUCAUUGCAGUUAUUUGCUUCCUACGGAAUAAGAAUAUUGCAUGUGGUAAAAAUGAGCGCUAUUUGGAGAAUAAUCGACCUCCCCAAUAUGAUCAAGUCCAGGCUCACCCUAAAAACUUUCAAUACAACUCCUACUCAGCGCAAAAUGACAGGAAUAAACAGAGAGUAAAGUUUUCUGAACCUGGAACAACAUUUACCAAAGAGGAGAUGAUGGGUUCCUUAACAUUGUCAAAGAAAGAUUCACCUCAUAAAGAGAAAGAUGACAGCAAUUAUAAUUAUGAUAGACAGAUGCCACAGAAAGUGCCAGAUGAAAGUGAAACUUCCAGUAAAACAGACAGUGGUCAUGGGAGUGAGGAAGAUUACAAUCACCAAUUAGAUAAGAAUGGAAGACCAUUUGCUCUGAACAAUCAAACAUAUAACAACACUGGAAUAUACGUUAUGUUAGACAAAAACAAAUCUAAUAAUACAGACAUUGCACGUUGCAAUAUGUUACCUCCACCGCGGGACAAAUCUAAUAAAUAUUUAGAUGAUAGCAUGCUGACAGGAAGUUCAAAUUCUAUGUGGUCAGAAAAUCCAUUAUCAAGUAGGCACCCUAGUAAUUCACAGACUUCAACAAUUAGUCCGACGUGGACAAGUGACAUGAAAUUAAAUUUUCAAAACAAUUCACCAUUUUAUAUGGCAUUAGGUAGCAUACAGAGUCGAGAUGACGAUGAAUGUACAACAACAUCUGGUAGUUACACAAUCAAUCCAGAUGAAUUGGACGAUGACUUUGAAAAUCGUCCAAAAGAUCUUUUCGUAUAGCAGGACAGUGAAGUUUCUACAAAUAAAGGUGCCAAAUUUUACAUUAUACUGUUACGAUGCUGCUUGAUAGAUCGAAAUGCUUAAACUAAUAUGUUAUAAUGUGAUGAAUAUCUGUUAAACUCACCAAACAAAAUCUAAUCUACAUAGAGGAAAAUCCAACAUGGCUCAGGGGAGCUGAGCUCCAAUUCGACUGUUGACUGCAAGGCAACAUAGGACUACAGUCUCUUAAUGUGGAAAGAAUGUGGAUAUGAAUGAAUUGUGCGCAGAUUUUGUGAUGAAAUGAGAAUAUAAGAGGGAGUCCAGAAAGAGAAAGAAAAGUGGAGGAAAACCCUUGUAGUCAUGAUAGAUCAUUAUCUUUAUUAACUUUUACAAUUCUUUAAAACUAAGAUGGCAAAAUUUUCAUUUCAUUUUUUGCAAUUUUGCAUUGAUCUCAGUAAUUCUUUAAGCAUGACAUGUGAGAAGUCUGUGAUGUCAUUUAUUUACUUAUGUGUUCAGUUUGUACAUAACUUUGUUAACUAUUUUUUGUUAUAUUUUAUAAUUUGUAUAAGAGAACCAAAUUAUAUAUAAAGGUGCUUGUUCAAAGGAAGAGAGAGAGAAUGGAGAGUAAAUGUUGUGGAUAAAGAAACAAAGUCCCAAUUUUAUGAAUGUGUUGUGAGUGAGAGAGAGAGAGAGA
Mytilus californianus (California mussel) is the source of this 4399-nucleotide messenger RNA. RefSeq names its product protocadherin-9-like. The record is from RefSeq and is a predicted model, not a curated record. Gene Ontology annotation, cellular component: plasma membrane. NCBI's taxonomy places the organism in Eukaryota, Metazoa, Mollusca, Bivalvia, Mytilida, Mytilidae. Bases 517 to 3726 code for a protein of 1069 amino acids. The transcript is spliced from 6 exons. Gene Ontology annotation, molecular function: calcium ion binding. Gene Ontology annotation, biological process: homophilic cell-cell adhesion.